AUAAAUCUGAUGUUUGUGGUUCAUGGGAUUUUACAUAAAGAAGUCUUGAGACUACAUAGGCCUAGAGAAAACUUGUGCACUCAGAACGCGUUCACUGGCCCUGAUUAUCAUUCUGCAAGGAAGAAAAAAAAAACAGUUGCAUAAUUCCACAUUUAGUCUUCAUGCCAAAGCAGGUUUAAUGAAACGUUAAUAUCUUAGUAAGCCACGGGACUUCUACUGAAGGGUGAGGGGCAGGCUUGCUCCGCUACCAGACUGUGGCGGUGGCGCGUCGCGUCGCACCCGCGUAGUUUCGCAGAUGUGGCACCAACAGCGCAAAGUUUACACGCCUGAACUGCGCGCGCGGCCCACAUCUGGAAACGUUGCAUCACAGCAGCAAAUGUCCCGGAUAAGGGAGAAGCUCAGGACCUUUUUUUUUUUUUUCUGUCGGCAGAAGCAAACAAAACUCGACUGUAAAAAGCAAGGGCUGCGACACUGUCACUUCACUGUUCGGGUAAAACCACCGCGUUAACUGUAAUGUGAUCUCAAGUAUAGAUGGGAAGAGAGUCAAACUGGUUGGCAAGUGGAAAAAUACUUCGGAAGAUCUCAUCGUGGAAAGUGAGAACUUGAAACGGAAAACAUAAAGCGAUAUCGCUUUGACCGCGAAGGAGUGGCACGCAGGCACCAACCCUGCGACAGCAAGUGAUGAACGCUUGAAUAGAGUCUAUAUUGAAGGCACAGAGGAUAACGCUGAAGAGAGAAGAUGCCGGGUCCUCCCCCACCUCCUGCUCCCCCUCCCCCUCCUACAUUUGCUGUGGCCAACACAGAGAAGCCCUCCCUGAAUCGCAAUGAGCAGCACGGGAGGAAUGCUCUUCUCUCGGAAAUCGGCAAGGGAGCCCGGCUCAAGAAGGCCGUCACCAAUGACCGGAGCCAGCCAAUAAUAGACAAACCAAAAGGAGGAGGAGGAGGAGGAGGAGGUGGAGGAGGAGGAGGAGGAGGUGGAGGUGGUGGAGGAGGAGGAGGAGGAGGAGGAGGAGGAGGAGGUGGUGGUUUUGGGGGUGGCGCUCCUAGUGGUCUGGGCGGUCUAUUCCAGGGUGGAAUGCCAAAACUACGCUCAGCGAACAGAGAGAGCAACGACUCUGGCGCUGCUCGGCCUCCUCUGCUGCCCCCUGGUGGUCGCUCUGCUGGCCCCCGCCCGUUUGGUGGUGGUGGUGGUGGCAGUGAUGCCAGUCCUGCCCCUCGGCUGCCCGUGCCAAAGAACGGUGCGAUAGACGGCCCUCGGCCCCGCGCCACCCCCGCCCGCUUCGACACCCCUGGGGGGCCGCCUCCGGUGCCCAACACCCCCAGACCAGGUGUCGGGGGGUCCCAGGGCAGGGGGCCCCCACCGCUGCCUGGCGGGGGACGCCCCACUUCCUCUGCUCCAACGCCUCCCCCCGGUCGCCAUGGCAGCUGCCCCCCUCCCCCUGUCCCAGCCUCGUCUCCAUUUGGGCGUCAGCCCUCUACCCCUGCCCCCCCUCCCUCCAGUCGCCCCCCCUUACCCCCUGCACCCAGACCUGCGUCCGAGGACCGCCCGCCUCACGUUCCCCUCGGCAACCGGCCCUCUCUGACCCGAGACGGGCAUCCCCCUCCUCCGCCCUCCUUCAUCAACAAGCCCCACCCUCCAUCCUCCUCACCCCGCCCCAGCGCUGGAGGGGGGGCACCACCACCACCUCUGCCGCCCGGUCGCCCUGGACCGCCUCCGCUGCCCCCCACACCUGCGGCUCCUGCUGAUGAUGUCACCCCACGGCUGCCCCAGAGGAACCUGUCACUUAACGCCGCCCCUGCCCCCCCGCCUCUCCGCGGUGGCCCUCUGCCUCCGCCCCCCAGCGAGAGACCGCCCCCCUUGGGCAGAAACUCCUCUGCACGCUCAGGUCCUCUCCCUCCCCCUCCCCCAUCGGGACGCUCUGGCGGCAGCAUCAGGUCGUCACCGGCCCCCCCCAGCCCCAGUCGCCCCCCAGCGGAGUCCCGCAGCGGCUCCAUCCACAGACCCCCCCUCCCCCCAGACAGACCAGGGGUCGGUGGCGCACCACCUCCACCCCCACCCAUGGGCAAUGGCUUCCAGAACCACCACCCACAUGCAGAUGAGUGGGAAUCCCGCUUCAACUUCCGCCCCAUGUCUGAGCUCCCGCCCCCUGAGCCCUAUGUUCACUUCCAGAAGACCUAUCCCAGCAAGAUGGCCAAGAGUGAUGGACGAGGAUCAGGCAAAAAGGAGAGAGGUGCCCCUCCUCUGCCCCCCAUCCCCAGGUGAAGGAGACUCUGUUGGUCACUCUGGGACGUCUCCAAAUCCAGCUAUAGCUCUCUCGCGCUCUCUCUCUCUCUCUCUCUCUCUCUCUCUCUCUCUCUCUCUCUCUCUCUCUCUCUCCUUCUUUCUUUCUCCCCCCUGCAGAAUCCCCAUUUCACGUACUCUUGCACCGGUCACUGUUGCUGUGGAAAUCACACUCCAUUGGACACACACACCUCUGGACAAAAAUCUACAAUCGUGGGGAUCAACAUCAUCCGGGGGUCGUGUCGCUCCAUCGCUGUGCUCUCUCUCUCUCUCAAUCUCACACACACGCGCACACACGCACACACACA
This is a messenger RNA of Clupea harengus (Atlantic herring), 2589 nucleotides long. RefSeq names its product WAS/WASL interacting protein family, member 1b (gene wipf1b). The record is from RefSeq and is a predicted model, not a curated record. Gene Ontology annotation, biological process: actin filament-based movement. Gene Ontology annotation, cellular component: actin filament. NCBI's taxonomy places the organism in Eukaryota, Metazoa, Chordata, Actinopteri, Clupeiformes, Clupeidae. Gene Ontology annotation, molecular function: actin binding.